Molecule: messenger RNA, 1842 nt
Organism: Malania oleifera
Lineage: Eukaryota; Viridiplantae; Streptophyta; Magnoliopsida; Santalales; Ximeniaceae
Product: probable polygalacturonase
Exons: 3
Coding region: 148-1605 (485 amino acids)
Biological process (GO): carbohydrate metabolic process
Molecular function (GO): polygalacturonase activity
Source: RefSeq, a predicted model, not a curated record
UUGUAUUAAUCUUAAACUUAUCCAAAAAAGACUUUUGGCGCAAACAAGGUUAAAUAAUAAUUAAUAACUUAUCCGAGCAGUCGUCACUCUAACUCUACUGUCGCUGCUAAAAGAGGGAAGCACGAAGGGAAGCAAUCAAUAGAGACCAUGCCACGCAUCAACACGACCAGUUCGCUUCUCCAAUCAGCGGUCAUCAUCCUCUUGUUCACCAGUACCCAAUCACAGACCCCCACGUCACAACGCAGUCCACCGGCCGACGGCGACUGCCACUCCCGCACCUUCUCCGUCGCCGACUACGGGGCCGUUGGCGACGGUGUCCACUACGACACACGCCACAUCCAGGCUGCCGUCGAUGCCUGCUCCGCCGCUGGUGGCGGCCGAGUCGUGUUCCCUCCGGGCGCCUACCUGACGGCGACGAUCCACCUCAGAUCCAGCGUCGUUUUGGCGAUCGAAGAAGGAGCGAGGGUGUUGGGGGGUACGAGGAUCGAGGACUAUCCGGCGGAUGCGCGGAGAUGGUACGUGGUGCUCGCGGAGAACGCGACGGACGUGGGGAUCACCGGCGGGGGGGCGAUCGACGGCCGGGGAUUGAAGUUCGUGGUAAGACUCGAUCCAAGGAAGAACGUGAUGGUGAGUUGGAAUAGAACGGGAGCGUGCGAAGGAGACGAGUGUAGGCCGAGGCUCGUGGGCUUCAUCGGAUGCAGGAAUGUUCGGGUUUGGAACGUGACCUUGACGGAGCCGGCUUACUGGUGCUUGCACAUUGUACGGAGUGAUAACACAUCCAUUCAUGAUGUUUCAAUUUAUGGAGAUUUCAACAUCCCAAAUAAUGAUGGGAUAGAUAUAGAGGAUUCGAACAAUACAGUCAUCACAAGAUGCAAAAUUGAUACAGGAGAUGAUGCCAUCUGUCCUAAGACGUCCACCGGACCCCUCUAUAACUUGACAGCUACAAACUGUUGGAUCCGAACAAAAUCUUCAGCAAUCAAACUUGGUAGUGCUAGUUGGUUUGAUUUUAAGGGUCUUGUGUUCGACAAUAUCACCAUUGUUGAUUCUCACAGAGGGCUUGGAAUGCAGAUCCGGGAUGGAGGACAUGUAAGAGACAUUACCUUCUCGAACAUGAAUAUAAGUACAAGAUACUAUGACCCUUCAUGGUGGGGAAGGGCAGAGCCUAUAUAUGUGACAACAUGCCCAAGGGACUUCAAUUCAAAGGUGGGAUCAAUCUCUAAUAUACAGUUCAUCAACGUUACUGCAACAUCCGAAAACGGUGUCUUCUUAUCGGGUUCUAUUGGUGGGCUGUUGAGCAAUUUGAGAUUCAUCAAUGUGGAACUCACUUACCGGAGAUGGACAAACUAUGCAGAUGGGUUGGCAGAUUAUAGACCAGGAUGCCAGGGUCUUGUUCAUCACAGCACGGCUGGGUUCAUCAUGGAACACAUUAAGGGCUUGGAGGUUGAAAAUGUAAACAUGAGAUGGUCCAAUCAUCGAUCGGGAAGGUGGAAUAAUCCGUUGGAUUUCAAGCCUUCAACUGUAAAUAAUAUUUCUUUGCUUGGUUUCCAUUCUGGUCUGUACAGAGAACCAGAGAAAGGUCAUAGAAAUAACUUCAGCUUGAAAUAAUUCCUGGACGCACUCUAAUUCAAGAUUUUGCCCAUGAUUGUUUUGAUGCAGCGUGCUUGUUGGUGUUUUGUGCAGGAAAACAAAUUGUGAAAUGGGUAUUGCCCUUAAAAUGGCAAGUUCAUGUUUUUUGUACUGUACUAAGAAGUUGCUUUGAAUGGAUUACAAAGUCUGGCAAGGUGUAUGAGAAUAAUGUUCCAUUUUAGUGUAUAGUAUGUUGAGAUAAUUUACUUUGAUAAA